Molecule: messenger RNA, 1746 nt
Organism: Cucurbita pepo subsp. pepo (vegetable marrow)
Lineage: Eukaryota; Viridiplantae; Streptophyta; Magnoliopsida; Cucurbitales; Cucurbitaceae
Product: Pentatricopeptide repeat (PPR) superfamily protein
Molecular function (GO): protein binding
Source: RefSeq, a predicted model, not a curated record
UAAGGGUGGAGGCUUAUGAGCGUCCCGAUGGAAACUUGUGUUCUCCAUUGUUGUUACGACCCCUUCCGACUCCGAUCCAAACACCCUUCUUCUUCUCCACACCCUUUUGACCUUAAUAAAGGCAGCAGCUGCCUCUCCUCCAGAAUCCCACUCCCAGAGCCCUACACCAAGCUUCUUCUAUCCCUACCCACUCGCGCAGUUCCAACGCAUAGUCCUACAAAGCAUGCGACUCUAUUAGUCGACACUUUUCACGAACACCAUACCCUAAAAGCUUUGCUCUCCGACCUCCAGAAAAGGGAUUCCUGUCCUUUGCUAUUACUUAGACACCAUGGAGAUUGGAACAGAGACCAUUUCUGGCUCGUUGUUAAAUUCCUCAGAAAUGCUUCAAGAUCCCAUGAAAUCCUUAAGCUAUUUGAUACAUGGAAGAGCAUCGAGGGGUCGCGCAUCAGUGAGAGUAACUAUGAGAAAGUAAUAGUUCUAUUGAGUCAAGAUGGUCUUAUGGAGGAUGCUGUAUCAGCAUUUCAAGAUAUGAAAAGUCUUGGCCUUCGACCAUCUUUGGGUACUUACAAUACGCUCAUCCAUGGUUUUGCUGCAAGGGGUAAGUUUGAAAUUGCUAUGCUUUUCAUUGAUGAGAUGAAAGAAAUCAAUAUGACUCGAGAAACUGAUACUUAUGAUGGCCUAAUUGAAGCCUAUGGAAAAUAUAGAAUGUACGAUGAGAUGAUCGAGUGUCUAAAACAGAUGGAACUGGAUGGAUGUUUUCCGGACCACAUAACUUACAAUUUGCUUAUCAGAGAGUUCUCCAAAGGUGGUCUGCUUAAAAAGAUGGAAGGAUUAUACCGAAGCAUUCUUUCAAAAAGAAUGGAUUUACAGUCUUCUACCUUGGUUGCCAUGUUGGAAGCUUAUGCCAAAUUUGGUAUCUUGGAUAAAAUGGAAAUGUUCUACAGAAGGAUCCUGAACUCAAAGACCAAUAUGAAGGAGGAUCUAAUCAGAACGUUGGCUCUAGUUUAUAUUCAGAACCAUAUGUAUUCAAGAAUAGAGACAUUGGGUAUCGAUCUUCACAUAAAAGCUGGGAAGACAGAUCUUGUUUGGUGCCUGCUUCUUCUAUCACAUGCUUGUCUAUCAAGUCGAAGGGGUAUGGACUCUGUUGUUCAGGAAAUGGACAAAGCUAAAGAAAUUUGGAAUGUGACUGUUGCAAACAUUUUACUUCUAGCUUAUUUGAAAAUGAAAGAUUUUAAACGGCUCAGAACACUGUUCUCUGAGAUACGAGCAAGACAUGUGAAACCUGAUCUAGUAACCAUUGGAAUUCUAUUAGAUGCAAAUAACAAAAGUUUUGAUGGAACCAGAACUUUAGAGGCAUGGAGAAGGAUGAACAUGCUAUCCAGAGCUGUGGAAAUAAACACCGACUCGCUUGUUUUAGCUGCAUUUGGAAAAGGGAGGUUCCUUAAAGACUGUGAAGAGGCAUACGCUUCCCUGGAACUUGUGGGUAGGGAAAGUAAAGUUUGGACUUAUGAAGAACUCAUUGAUCUAGUUUAUGAAAACCAGGGGGGAAUGGUACUGAAAACCAGAUAAAAUAGCUUGGUGUGCAUGUGCCUGUAUCAAUUUUUUCUAGGGAUUUGACCGCCAUUAACAACCAGGAGGGCUUUACAGUGGGGAGUUUUAUAUGUUUGUUUGUUGUAAAUUUGAUGUACUUUUAACGGUUAUUACUUCACUUGAAUCAAUGGGUAGUACAGGUAAGAUUAGUUGGUA